Messenger RNA from Laetiporus sulphureus 93-53, 339 nucleotides. RefSeq lists its product as uncharacterized. The record is from RefSeq and is a predicted model, not a curated record. The coding region runs from base 1 to 339 and encodes 112 amino acids. The transcript has 4 exons. NCBI's taxonomy places the organism in Eukaryota, Fungi, Basidiomycota, Agaricomycetes, Polyporales, Laetiporaceae.
AUGGUUGCCACGUUCAUUCUCACUCGGGCCUUUGCCAUUUCUGCUAUGCUUGUCGGUGCUAUCUCGUCAGCUUAUGCAGCUCCCGUGCCUACGACUCUCAAGCCCCGAGAGAUGCUGACGAACUACAUCGCUGAGCCUGCGGACUCGAAUGUUCUCGGUGAUGCUGCGCCGAUAGGACAUGUUGAUACUGCACAACCUGACAUUGACCUCGUCACGGAUAUGAUUCCAAGUCUGCUCUCAUAUAGCCCCGCCGAGGGAUUUGCGCACGGCCGCAUCCCGACCUCUCCUUCCUUUGUCAGCCUCUCCUUCAUGGACCACAGUCGUUUCGUCGUCCAAUGA